Sinocyclocheilus rhinocerous is the source of this 3510-nucleotide messenger RNA. RefSeq names its product excitatory amino acid transporter 5-like. Bases 1 to 2790 code for a protein of 929 amino acids. Gene Ontology annotation, molecular function: L-glutamate transmembrane transporter activity; neutral L-amino acid transmembrane transporter activity; glutamate:sodium symporter activity. The record is from RefSeq and is a predicted model, not a curated record. The transcript is spliced from 16 exons. Lineage: Eukaryota; Metazoa; Chordata; Actinopteri; Cypriniformes; Cyprinidae. Gene Ontology annotation, biological process: L-glutamate transmembrane transport. Gene Ontology annotation, cellular component: plasma membrane.
AUGAGAAAGAAAUUCAACAAAUACGACCCAUCCUUUCAUAAUUUAUUCACCAAGACCUGCAGAUACAGCGACAAAGUGGCUCCCACUAUAAUUAAAGUUGUUCAGCAACACAGGAGGCUCCUCAGAUUUGCCUUUGGGGGAAAGGCGUACCAAUAUCGGGUUCUCCCAUUUGGUCUGGCUUUGGCUCAAUGGAUAUUCACAGAGUGUAUGGAUGCUGCUCUGGCACCGCUGAGGCUCCAGGGCAUCCGUGUGCUCAACUACCUGGACGAUUGGCUCAUCCUGGCCCAGUCAAGGGAGUUUGUGUGUCGAGACAGGGACAUUCUUCUUCACUACAUUCGGUCUCUUGGCCUCAGGCUGAACGCCCAGAAGAGUGUUCUCACUCCUUCUCAGCAGACCGUUUUCUUGGGGUCCAGCUCGAUUCUGUCUCGAUGCAGUCCUGUUUGGCUCCUGCUCAAGUCUACGUUGGCUGCUUCAAAUGAGACCAUUUCUGUGGUUGAUAAAACUCAAAGGAGUUUACCCCUCAUGGCCGGCCCUCCACCUACUGAGAGUACUGUAUGUGUUUCUGCCAGUCAAGUUGAUUCGGACGGUCUUGUGCAGAGUGAAAGAGUGCGGGGUUCACCUCCUGUUGAUAGUCCUGUUUUGGCCAUCCCAGACUUGGUUUUCGGAGCUGGUCUCCCUUGUGGAGUGCGCCCCAUGGGAGAUUCCAGUCAGGAAAGACCUGCUGUCCCAUCUCCAGGGCAGGAUCUGGCACCCUUGGCCCGAGAUUUGCAGGCUGUGGGUGUGGCCGAUCAAGGGAGGCUUUAUUUUUCCAAGUGGAAGGUUUUUGAGUGUUGGUGUUCGGCUCAUGUAGUAGAUCCAGUCAACUGCCCAAUUUGUUCAAUACUGGAAUUUUUGCAGGAGAAGUUUGCGGCUGGAGCAACUGCCACGACUUUGAGGGUUUAUGUCGCAGCUGUCGCUGCUCGUCAGGAUUCGGACAAAGUCCCCUUAGUGUUCCUUCCUGGGACUUGUCUAUUGUCCUGGAGGUUAUCAGAGUCGCCUUUUGAGCCUUUGGAGUCUGCUCCCAACCGGAUUCUGACCCUUAAGGUGAUGCUUCUAUUGGCACUGGCUUCUAUCAAGCGCGUAGGGGAUUUGCAGGCUCUCUCUGUGAGUGAAUCAUGCAUGGAGUUUGCUCCAGGCCUUGUUAAGCAUGACACAAAACCAGCAGAGCUUAAAGCAAAGAGGCUUUCUCAGAGUCCUGACCGCGGGCCAAACAUCCAAGCACUGAGAGAUCUGAUGUCAGGUCUGGCUGCGCUGGAUGCAAAGUGUUCCAGUCGGCUGGGUCUCAUCACCGUCUCUUACUACCUGUGGACCACAUUCCUGGCUGUGGUGGUGGGAAUCGUCAUGGUGUUAAUCAUCCAUCCGGGCGGAAUGGCACAGAAGGAAGACUCUGAGGACAGCGGGAAACCCAUCAUGAGCUCCGCCGAUGCUCUCCUUGAUCUCAUACGAAACAUGUUUCCAGCCAACCUUGUUCAAGCCACUUUUCAACAGUAUCGUACCAACAGUAUGCCCAUAAUGAAGACCCCCAAGACGACAGUGGCCACCAGUCUAACAGAAACCACCACUCGCCGCGCUCUAAUCUACGGGAUUCAGGAUGAUAACGGGACGGACAUCCAGAACUUCCAGCUGGAUCUGACGCCGCCUCCUGACGUGGUGAUGCGGACGCUUCCUGGCACCAGCGAGGGCAUGAACGUCCUGGGGAUCGUCAUUUUCUCUGCCACCAUGGGCAUAAUGUUGGGCAGGAUGGGUCCAAACGGCAGUGCUCUGGUGAACUUCUGUCAAAGUCUCAAUGAAGCAGUGCUGAAAAUCGUCGCUAUAGUCAUCUGGUACUUCCCGUUCGGCAUCGUGUUUCUGGUAGCCGGUAAGAUCCUGGAGAUGAGCGACCCGUCCGCGAUGGGGAAGAAGCUGGGCUUUUAUGCCAUCACUGUAGUGAUGGGCCUCAUUCUGCACGGCCUCUUCAUCCUGCCCAGCAUGUACUUCUUCAUCACCAAGAAGAGCCCGAUCGUCUACAUCCGAGGAAUCCUGCAGGCCCUGCUCAUCUCACUGGCCACGUCCUCCAGUUCUGCCACUCUGCCUAUCACCUUCAAGUGCCUGCUGGAGAACAAUCACAUAGACCAGCGGAUCAUCCGCUUCGUGCUGCCCGUCGGAGCCACUAUCAACAUGGACGGCACUGCGCUGUAUGAGGCUGUGGCAGCCAUUUUUAUCGCACAGGUCAACAACUACGAGCUUGACUUCGGCCAAAUCAUCACUAUCAGUAUUACAGCAACAGCAGCGAGCAUCGGUGCAGCCGGGAUCCCACAGGCCGGCCUAGUCACCAUGGUAAUAGUGUUGACAUCCGUCGGACUGCCCACUGAUGACAUCACUCUCAUCAUCGCUGUUGAUUGGGCCCUAGACCGAUUCCGCACCAUGGUCAAUGUGAUGGGAGAUGCUCUGGCCACAGGAAUCAUGGCCCAUAUCUGCAGAAAGGACUUCAUUAAAGAGGGAGAUGGGGUCCCUCUCAUCUGCGAAACAAAGCCCAUGACUAACCAGGGUUUGCCGAACUGUCAGCAGAACAACGGUAGUUUCCAGCCUCCACCACCAGGGGGCAAACCUGAGCACAUUUCUCCAGACGUGGCCCGUCUCAUGCAGCUGGAAGAAGGGGUCCGUCCGCCGCCUCCCAAUCGGAAAAUGCCACCCAUACCUCCGCGGCACCUGAAACACAGAGACAAGGACCAUUGUGCCAUCGACAUGAACGGUCUGGAGACUAACGUAUAGCGUCCAUCGAAAUCGCAGAUUGAGAUCGAUCGAACAAAACGAAUCCACUUACAUGGGAACGGAUGACGGGACGUGUAUUAUUUCCUUUCCGUUUUUCUCUGACAGGCGACACAUGGUCUGACCCUGCACAUAUGGGCCACUGCCCCAGUAAUGCCACUGUUGGCAGCACAUCCCGGUUGACCCAUUCAGUGCGUUAGAUAAUGCCGGGAUGGGAUGAGAAACCAGGUCAGGGUCCACAACACCAAGCCAGCCUGUUUCUAUGGGUCAUAGCGCGAUGCAUUCAAGGCCUUGAGAGCAAAAUUUUUCCUGUAGCGUAAUGCAAGACUGUCAAAAAGCAUGAGUGUAAAUACAACAUAGCUAUGUACUCUAAUGUGUUUUUUAUUUCUCAAGUUUAUAUAUAAUUUUAUAUUUUCUGUCUUGUCUUUUUAAGCAGGCCGUGUAAAAAUAUUGUAAAGCUCGCAGGUGUGUGUGAAGAUCAGUGUUGACUGUGAUAUUGAAUAUUUUAUGUUAUUGGAUAUUCUCCUCUUCCCGUUCAGCGAGGCCCGUUCUCAUGCCACAUCUGUAAAUCAAAUGUUCAGCAAAUUAUUGCUAUGACUAUAUUGAAAAGCACUGAGUAAACCACUCAAGGUAAGAGUUGCUAGCCUGGGAAACUAAAUAAAGGGCGAUCCCAGUCAUAUAUGGACUGUGAAACUAGUUUAUUCAAAACUAAAUUUGAGUAUG